AUGGUCACGGGGUAUAUUGCUGGCGCCAUCGUCGAGGUCGAGGUCACGGACCAUGGUGAAAGACAUACCGUCACACAGGUGCUCAACUUUGCAUUAUUGAUCGAUCGACGACACGGCGAGCAGGCCGGCGACCGAAUAUUCGUCAAGUCUGACGUCGGUCCCGUUAGGCUGAUGGGCUACGUAGACAAAAAAGUUGAAAAUAGCGUAUUGAAUAUCAUGGUUGCAGGAAUCUACGUUGGUGUUUUUGACGGGAGACUGGAUAGACAUAUGAAGAUUGAUCUGAAUCUGGCAGCCGCAGACGGACAGUUGAGCUUGUACAAGAAAGAUAAGGCAUUCUGCAUGGACUAUGAUAUUGCGGUCCUUGGCACACCCUUCAAGGAGGAGGGGCGGAAGAUUGUCGCUCUGGAAUAA
Metarhizium album ARSEF 1941 is the source of this 411-nucleotide messenger RNA. RefSeq lists its product as uncharacterized. The coding region runs from base 1 to 411 and encodes 136 amino acids. The transcript is spliced from 3 exons. NCBI's taxonomy places the organism in Eukaryota, Fungi, Ascomycota, Sordariomycetes, Hypocreales, Clavicipitaceae. The record is from RefSeq and is a predicted model, not a curated record.